This is a messenger RNA of Necator americanus (New World hookworm), 1842 nucleotides long. RefSeq lists its product as uncharacterized. The record is from RefSeq and is a predicted model, not a curated record. Bases 1 to 1842 code for a protein of 613 amino acids. The transcript has 15 exons. NCBI's taxonomy places the organism in Eukaryota, Metazoa, Nematoda, Chromadorea, Rhabditida, Ancylostomatidae.
AUGUUUGAGGCAUUUCUAAUUUCCUUACUCUUCUGUGGCAGCAAUGGGGUGGAAGAGAAGAAAGGAUGGAUUUUGAAUAGUCCUGAGUACUACUGUGACGAUAAGUGCAGAUUCAAGCUACAAUCGUCAUCUAAGAAGAGAAAUCUUUCCGGCUGUAUUGAUGAUGACGCACUUUCGCUUAGUAAGGCCAAACAGGCACAAAUAGGGAAAUGCCUUAGAGUGAAAAAUGGCCUAAAACAGUUGACAACAACCGGCGUUCCUCGCCAAGACUAUCGCAUCUCAUGCAGACCUUCAAAGGAUCGUAUGGCAUGGUAUCGUGGAUGGCAGUCACUCACAUUCCAUGGAAAACCAUGCAUUCGGUGGGAUGAAGCACCGGUGAAAUUUCCACUGGAAAGUUUCUACAAUGUGUCUGCACCAUCUGUUGAUUACACCACUUUGAAAGUGUUCUCGACCACAAUAUCUCAGCACGAGGACUAUUGCAGGAAUCCGGACAAUCACCAACAUGGACCUUGGUGCUUCUAUUUAGAUGAUGAGAAAGAGAUCCGACGAGCUCCAUGUUUUCACACCUGCAUCACCGACAUCAAGAAAUUCUGCUUGGCAAAGGCGUUCUUCCCGUUCUUCCAAACUCCAUACCUGUUGAGCAAUGCUCCAUUAUCGCCAGUUGAUCCACAUUUUUUGCGUAGCAUCACAGACAAAAAGCUCAAAGCACAAAAUGAGCGUGUUGAUCUUAGUGAUAUACUGGAUGUUCAUGAUGUGAUUCAAUCGAUAGGACAAGUUACACCUCUCUACUCCAUAACUCUCACCGCUCGCCAUCUCACUCAGGCUAGACUCGCUGGGAACGCUGUUGUUAUUAGGAAGAAAUGUCAUCAGACUGGAAUACGCACUUUGAUUGCUGGUCCUUGGACACCGAUCAAAGAUGACUUGCUAAAGUUCCCUGAGGACAGUGAUUCGACGAAGUCGACCAAUGAAAUCCUUCGAGAUUUUAUGCGGGUGCAAUUUCUGGCCGGACGCCAAGGCAUCGACAAACCAUGGAAGCCAUGUUUUACUGCUUGUGAAGACAAUACUAUCACAUGUUGGCCGAAUCAAACUACUCUUAAUCUGAAUCAGCGGCUUUUCUACUUUGGGAAUCGUGCUGUAAAUCGAAAUGAACGAAUGUGCAUCAUGUGGACUAAGGCGAUGUCCGUUUUGUACAAGCACAACGCGAGAUAUCAAGUGCUCCUUGAAGAUGAUGUUACCAAGAAACCUUCCCCGAAGGGAAAAGGAAAGAAAAGCAAGAGUGCAAUCGACGUUGAUUUGAAGCUACAAGUUUUCUACUAUAGAGAACUCACGGAAAGGCGUGCCAUAGGAGGAAAAAUGGGUGUGAAUAGAUUUCUUGAUGGUGGAGGAAGACUACUACAUAGUUCUGUUUGCUUGGAUUUGGCUCGACUAAUAGAGCGUGAUGAAACAAGUGGUCCCAAAAAUCAAGGAGAGUUCCAGGCCAUAUUAGAGGAUGCCUAUCACAGCAUGUAUUUUGAAGGACCUGGAUGUUUUUCAUGGAUUGAUGAGUCCUAUAUCAAAUAUGUCCCGUGCUUCCAUCCAUGCCCAUGCGGAAGCGAAGCCAUGAAACCUCCAUUCAAACCGUACCGCGACAUGUGCGAAAAGAAAAAUCACGAAUGGGAACCCUGUGCCGCGAGACGCGAUGCGAGAGAAAUUCUCCUCCGUCAACAUGACGAAAAGGUCGAGCCGUUGCCGCCAGCGGAAGCAAGGGGGCUUUACAUCCCAUUGAUAAUUACAGUAGUCUCGGCAGCAGUUUGCUUCUUCAUCUCAUUUUUGGAUCAGAUGGGACGUUUUGUAUUUCGGUGA